UCCAAUAUCCACGGGGGCGAGAGACAGCAGGUAAUUAGAAGCAAUUAGCUGUCCCCCUGCCGGGAAGCCGGGCAAUUACCUUUUUCUCUCUUCCUCUUCCGUCCUUCCUUCUCCCGUGGAAGCGAUAGAAGUGUUUUGCUCCCCAAGCAGCAGUGUACGCUGAGCUGGCACAGGAAUGAGGGAUGAACUGAGCAGGAUUCGGUCUCCUCCUCCCGCCGCCGCGGUAGCCGCCGGCAGAGCAGUGCAUUGUGGAGGGUGAACGCGCCGCGGCCGCUGGAGCUGGCUUCCCGGGAUCGCGCGGCGGGGAGCUGUCCGAGGUGCUGAACGUCCCGGCCCCUGCACGCCCAUCUGCGCCCAUCUGACCCCUCCAAGUCCUGGCCUUUCUCCCAUCCCUCCGUCUGCCUGUCUAUUCUCCUCACCUAGGGUCGUAGCGUCUGGAGGAAAUCAUGGUGUUCGCUCCAGGUGAGAAACCUGGAAGCGAGCCAGAAGAGGUGAAGCUGCAGAAAGCCAGCAAACAGAUUGUGCAGAAUGCCAUCUUGCAGGCCGUGCAGCAAGUCUCCCAGGAGAGCCGGCAGAGUGGGGACAGAGCCCGUGACAGCCGGGGCAGCCUCCAGCUGGGCGUCGGGGAAUUAACCAAGAAGCACGAAAAGAAGUAACACCAUCGAUUGGGCUCUUGUCACCUGCUUGGUUUCCGGCCUUCCUCUUAGUAUAGGAUGCGUUGCCAAAAUGUUGCCAGUAAAGCAAACCAAAGUGUCAUCGGCACCUAGAAGUAGGACGAACUCGCGCUAGCCCUUGGCUGAGAUGCACUGUUUUGAAAAAGUGCGUUAGAUGAUUCUGUUUAUAUUAAUGCAGUGCCUCUGAAGGAGUGGGCCCAAACAGGACACUGUAAUUGCAGAAGUAGUUUUGCGGCACCAUUUAUUUUUAAGU
Molecule: messenger RNA, 927 nt
Organism: Lontra canadensis (Northern American river otter)
Lineage: Eukaryota; Metazoa; Chordata; Mammalia; Carnivora; Mustelidae
Gene: AKAIN1
Product: A-kinase anchor inhibitor 1
Exons: 2
Coding region: 447-656 (69 amino acids)
Source: RefSeq, a predicted model, not a curated record